This is a messenger RNA of Parnassius mnemosyne (clouded apollo), 3075 nucleotides long. The record is from the annotation of a GenBank genome assembly. Lineage: Eukaryota; Metazoa; Arthropoda; Insecta; Lepidoptera; Papilionidae.
AUGUAUUUUACCAGUAAUAUCUUACAAAUAUUCACUAUAUUAAUAAUUGUGAACAUUAGGGUAACGAUAUCACAAUUUAAUAAACCUUGGACUGAUAAGUAUGAAAAUAUGUGUCCAAAACUCUAUCCAAAAAAUUUUGAUAAUUACGCUCCUGCAGGUAAUAUCACUGCUGGUAAUUACACAGAAAAGAAAGACUUAAAGGGUGUUCGGCAAUGUGUUAUGGCUUGCUGUCUUGCAGAAUCUUGUAAUAUUGUGUUCAUUGUGGAAACAAAAUGUUAUCAUGUGGAGUGUGUUAGUGAUGAGCUGUGCUUGCCUAUACCUCGAGUUGGGACUCAUAAAUGGGAAUCACAUGUCUCAAUGAUAUUAGUGAAACCAGUUUUACCCAAUGAGAACUGGUCAGAUAUUUUAGACCAAUCUAACUACCGAGAAAUAAGUAAUAAUUUGUCUCCUGAAGAGGUAUUAUAUUCCACAUAUACAAAUCGGCGCAACGACCUCCUAACUGAAGAUGAAGAUUUUCUAUCACAUUUCCUUAAUAACUUGCCUAACCUAGAAGCUGAAGAUUCACAGGCAUUUAAUAAAUUUCGAGAUAGCAGCGAUGAUAUGAUAAUGGAUGCAUCAAACUUCCUUGAAAAGGUACCUUGUGUUGUUGGUGAACCUGAUGACUGUCCUUUCAAUUCCGAGUGUGUGUCACUAGGAUUAAAGCUACGCAAUGGGAUAUGCAAAUGUGUGCCAGGCACCGAAGAAAAUGCACAAGGUGCUUGUGUUCAAACAUUGAGACCUUAUUCUAAAGGACCAACAAUACCAAUGGAUGCUAUAAAAAAGAGUGAUGAUUUAGUUGCUGAAUCUAAAGUUGAAAGUUUUAACAUGAAAUCUCAAACACCAGCACCAAGACAAAAUCUGACUGUUUCAAUUUUGUCUAAGCAGGUCCAACUUCCGGACAACGAAGUAACCCUGGCAGCUUAUACAAUACCUGAUGAAAAGUCUACAAUGAGUCAUUAUAACUAUGUGUGGACACUUGUGGAUCAACCAAAGGAUGGCUUUACUGGUAAUAUGAACCAAAAUGGAGCUUCAGUGACUCUAACAGAUUUAACAGAGGGUCAGUAUCGGUUCAAAGUGACAGUUAAUGGCACAAAUUCCUACGGCGAAGGUUUCGCAAAUGUUACAGUUUUACCGCCAAAACGCACAAAUACUCCUCCAUUAGUUGUAAUAACACCGCAGUCACAGACUGUAAAAUUGCCCAAUUCCGUUGCAGUACUUGAUGGCAGUGCGAGCAAGGAUGAUGAUGCAAUAAUAUCAUGGCAUUGGGACCUGACAUCGGCUCCUAUUAGUUACCAGCCCCAACUGCAAGAUGGACCUACUCUAGUACUUAAGGAUCUGAAGCAACCUGGAAACUACACAUUUAAACUGACCGUUGAAGAUUCAGAUCAUGUUAAAAAUUCUACAACAGCUAACAUCACUGUUUUAAAUCAUACUGACUAUCCACCAGAAGCCAAUGCAGGCCAAGACGUUAUAAUAUAUUUACCAAACAACAACUUGACAUUAAAUGGUAGCCUUUCGACCGACGACCAUGAAAUUACUUCUUGGGAGUGGACCAAGUCGGCAGAGGACGAGAAUAAGGCUGUGGAUAUGCAAAACACACAUUCUCCGUAUUUACAGCUAUCGAAUUUAUCAGAAGGUGUUUACACAUUUGUGUUAAAAGUGACGGACUCAUCAGGGCAGUCAUCUACGGCCGAUGUUCACGUGUUCGUGAAACCUCCGACUAACACGCCACCGAUUGCAGAAGCUGGGUCUGAUAUUUUCAUUUCGCUACCUCAAACAUGGGUCACACUUAACGGAUCCGGUUCGCACGAUGACCACCGUAUAGUCGCAUACACGUGGCGUUGCAUAUCCGGCCCCACUAACUCUAACAUUGUCGGCUUCAAUGAAUCGAUUGCCAAUGCGACCUCACUCACUAAGGGCCAGUACGUUUUCUCACUGACGGUACUCGACGAUAAUGGCAACUCCGCCUUUGACAAUGUCACCGUUACAGUAACACAGAACAAAAAUAGUCCACCGAAAGCUGACGCCGGCGGUGAUCAAGUGCUGACUUUACCACUAUCGGUGCUUAUAUUAAAUGGCUCUAAGUCGCAUGAUGAUUUUCGCAUAAUUUCGUGGAAGUGGACUCGUGCUGGCUCUGGACUAGCCGCUGGCACUGUUAUACUCGGUUCUGAUACACAACCGGUACUUAUGCUAACAAACAUAGAACCCGGAAGAUAUGUAUUUGAGUUGACAGUGACAGAUGACCAAGGUGAAUCUGACAGAGAUACAGUAAGCAUACAAGUAAAACAGGACCCAUUGGAAAUGAACCUGCUGGAGAUGACACUUCACACGCCAAUAUCAACAUUUACUAAAAGCCAAUUGGAUACCCUUAUUCAAAAGAUGACACUGCUUCUAAAAGAUGACCUAAAAGUCAACGUAACUGAAAUCCGUGGAGAGGUGGAUUCUGGAAAUACACAAAUAAUAUUUUUCUUAUCUGAGAAGGGCGCAGCGGUCGAGGGUAUAAGAGCGUUGAGCGCGGUGCGCGGCACGGGCUUGACGCGCGGCGCGGGCGCGGGCGUGGCGGGCGUGGCGCGCGUGCGCUCGCUGCGCUGCCUCAGCGCGUGCUCGGGCCGCGGCGUGUGCGACCGCGCCACGCGCACGUGCCGCUGCGACGCCUUCUGGAUGCAGAGCCUGCUCACGCAGCUCGACCCCGACGCCCAGCCCGACUGCAGCUGGUCGGUGGUGUACGCGAGCCUGGGCGGCGUGGCGGCGCUGUGCUGCGCGGGCGGCGCGUGCGCGGCCGCGGCGCGCCUGCUGCGUCGCGCCUGCGCGCCGCGCCGCCGCCCGCGCACGCACUACCGCCUGCUGCCGCACGCCGACGAGGACAAACCCUUCACCGCCAAAGUUGAAUCAGAAUCUGAGGCCGAUUCGGACGUAUUGUAUGAGACAAAAAGCAAAACCACAACGUUUGCAAGUCGCGCAACUAAUGGCGAAGCGUUGCAAGGAAACGGCUGGAAGAAAAAUGGACACAAAGUUUCUCGUAAGAUUAAAACAUAG